This is a messenger RNA of Alosa alosa (allis shad), 2942 nucleotides long. Its product is annotated as protein piccolo-like. Gene Ontology annotation, molecular function: protein binding. Bases 172 to 2784 code for a protein of 870 amino acids. Lineage: Eukaryota; Metazoa; Chordata; Actinopteri; Clupeiformes; Clupeidae. The transcript is spliced from 21 exons. The record is from RefSeq and is a predicted model, not a curated record.
UCUGCUGUAGCCUACUUUUGUUAACAGUUAGGCCUACUGUCUAAUAAUAACAAGUAACUUUUCGUGUAGGCUAGGUUAGAAUUAAGUCAUCAUAGCAUUUCAAAAGUUCGUGAAUUGAAAUCUAACAAAAUUAUUUUCACCAUCAUAUUGUAGACUGGCUAGGCUGCAAGGAUGAAUGCAGGUGAUGGACCACAUUAUAACGAAGCAACUGGGACGCCCACGUCUCAGGAGGCCAAUAAGCCUCUUCAUUCACUUAUUUUCGGUCCUCGUGUAUUAAAAAACUUCAGCCAACCAAAACAACGAACGAACAUCAGAGCCGUGACCUACAACAGCAGAGGGCAGAGGCUUAUCCUCCUGGACUCAAGGGGUUGCUCAAGCUGGUCACUGGCUCGCCAUAUUAAUUCAUUACGCAGGGAGUUGACAUUCCCAAAGUUCCAGUUCAACAUCCUCAUCAAAAUCCUCUUCUGCAAGGAAUUCAAUGUGUAUUUUGGCUUGGGAAAGGACCGCUCACUGAGGGUAUAUAACUGGAAUUUUGAGGAGACACAAAGAGCUUGCACAGAUGAUAGCUAUGUGGUCUCUCACCUUCUGUUCAAUCCUGUGCUGAAUGAAGUAAUCACUGGUGGCGACUGUGUGCGGUUCUGGAGCUACAGACGUGUGGAGACUAACAAAUUAAAUUUCCUCCCCAUGUCCAAUUAUCGCCUCGUUCUCAGGCACGAGUUUCGUCUGGAGGAGGCACGACGGUGCACCCAUAUGGAGCUGGAUGUGCCACAGCAGCGCCUCUACUUUUUCUCCCACGUGAACAUCCUGUGCUAUGAUAUGACGGGCACCAUAAUGGCGCGGCUCAGGAACACCCACAGUGGCAUGGUGCUGGCCUCAGUGUUCUCUCCUUAUGCCAGGAUGCUGCUGACGGCCGACAUAGAGAUCAAAGCCUGGAGUGAGACAGGUCAUCUCCUGCACGUGUUCCAUGGACAUAACCGGCCAAUCACCAGUCUCAUCCUGCAUCCUACUACACCAGCAAUCUUCAUCUCAGCCUCUUUUGAUUGCAGUAUUCGUCUCUGGUGCCUCAACUCUCUCACCCAGAUCAUAAGCAUUCCAUGUUUAGAGGGAGUGGUAGGACUUGGACUGACUGAAGAGAACCUGAUGUUCUCAUGGUCUCUCAGGACUGUGCAGCUCUACCACCUCAACCACUUCCUUGACUUCUGGGGCUACCUCCGCUAUCCAGCCCUGUCCUUUAAGCUAUGCAAGGCUCCGGGCAAGACCAACCAACUUCUCACAUUAGGAGAUGGCAACAGUCUGCACAUCUUCUCCUGUUCCACUGGGAAGAAGCUUUGCCUGAUGCCCCCUCACCCAUUCCUCUCACCCCUGAAAGAGUUGCCUAGCUUUGCCUAUGACCGUCAGAAUGGCCUCAUUGCUUUGCUGCUAAGUUCCUGGGAGAUCUGGAUGUAUACAGCCAGAACAGACCCUGCAUGCAGAGUAGCUGAGUUGGAUGGGAGAGAAUUCCAAACACCAAACAGAGCUGGGCGGAGUCUACAGCGCCUAGAUGAAAUUAUUCAUCUGCCUAAAACCAAUGCUGUGGUGGAAAGCUGCACGAGCCUGAGCUUCCUUAACUCUGUCAUCUACUACCAGACAAUAGAGGGGCCUGUCUGUGCAAACGCUACUAGCUUCCUGCUGUGCGGCAUGGCGGAUGGACGCAUACUCUUCAUGGAUAUAGCCAUACGUAAUUUGAUGUACUAUGAGCUAAAAGUCCACAAAGAUCCUGUAGUGUGGCUGUGUCAUGACACAGAGCAGAACUGCCUGAUGAUCAUGUGUGAGGAGAUGGACAGACUGUUCCAGGCCUGGAGUUUGCCGCAACUGGAGACUCUAUACCAGAUAUGUGUUCCCAGCAGUAUCACAGCAUUCACCUGGAUGGAAGACCUGUUCUUUGUGGGCUUUCGCACUGGAGCAGUGAGACUGGUCAGCAUGGCAGAUUCAGGAGAUGGGAAAGGGAAUCCGAGGAGGUGGGACCAGCUCCCUGGAUCACACACUGCAGAUGGUGGGACGGAGUUCAACCCCUACUUGACACAAGACCAUAAAGGGGCGGUGCUCUCUGUGGACUCCUCCUCCUCUCUACAGCUCUUCCUAAGUUGUGGGUCCGACACGCUGAUUAAGCUGUGGGACAGACGGCGCACCCUGCUGGCCGAGGUGCAGCUGGACUCCUCGCUGAGCUGUGCGUGUUUCCUCAACCCCAGUGGUGACCUGCUGGUGGGCUUCCGCCUGCACCUCUACAAGCUGCCUCACCGCCACCUCUUCUCCUCUACCAGUGGCCUCAUGCAGAGCUCAGUCUCCCAGGCCUCCUUGACCGAUUCCUUUGUCUAUGAGAGACCAGAAUUAACAUUUGAUGGAAGGCAUGACGACCCAAUCAACAUGGAGAGUUACAUUGAGCCAUAUAAAGGGUUUGACUUCAGUGUCCCUCCACCAGAUGAGGCCUCAUGUAAGGCUGAUGAAGAGGAUCUGGAGUCAGAGUGGGAAGUUCCUCAUGCCCCAUCCCUAACUUACCAGUCCCUGGAGAGUUGUGUCUCGAUCUACUCAGCAGCCUCAUCCCAAAGCCUGUUCCUUACGCCCGGGCAGUCCCUCACAGACAUUGACAAGCUGUUGGGCAAAGAAUGCAUACAAAUCGAAGAACUGGAAGGACCUUCCUCUUGCCUCUCCCCGAUCGAUGCCUCCUCCAGGAGCCAGACUAAGGGUGUAGGCCUGUGGGACAUGUCCACAAUUCUGGGAGCUUGGCCCACUGGGUCACUGAUGUGAUGGACCUGACUCAACAAACCUCACUUGGAACAAGUCAAACAAAGACAUCUCCACCCCCUGACAUGGACAACCCCCCUGGAGAUCAGGGACUUCCAGUGUCUCGCUUUGCCAAUAUCCGCAUCAGUAUUUCUGCCAUGAAAGCGCAAGCGGAACCCCAA